Molecule: messenger RNA, 737 nt
Organism: Lolium perenne
Lineage: Eukaryota; Viridiplantae; Streptophyta; Magnoliopsida; Poales; Poaceae
Product: RING-H2 finger protein ATL39-like
Biological process (GO): protein ubiquitination
Molecular function (GO): transferase activity
Source: RefSeq, a predicted model, not a curated record
GCAAAUCGCAGCACCUAGAAAACAACAUCGGGUUCGGCGUGAUCCAGUCGCCGGUCGGCAUGCCGCUCAAGCUCGCGCUCAUCGUCGCUGCUCCGGUGGGAAUAACCUGUGCCAUACUGUACCUCGCAGGUGUCCCCUGGAGAAUCAACAUCCGCAUCGCCACAUUCCUGCUCGUCUUCGUCUUCGUCGCCGGGCUGUGCGAGCGCGCGCGCGCUCGCGCAAGGUUGCGACGCCUGCGGCAUGAGCAAGAUCCGGAGAGUGACCAGUCCAUGGCGGCGCUUCCACGGGAACCGGCCGUCGGGCUAGGACGGGUAGCGAUCGCCGGUCUGCCGGUGUACAAGUACGAGAAGCUGAAGCGCGGCGGCGGAGAGGGCGACCAGUGCGCCGUGUGCCUCGCCGAGAUUAGGCCAAAGGAGGUGGUGAAGCAGCUGCCGGCGUGCACGCACCUGUUCCACGAAGGGUGCAUCGACGUGUGGCUGUGGUCGCAUCGGACGUGUCCGGUGUGCCGGUGUCCGGUUGAGGUCUCUGCCGUGCCGGCUGUGGAAGUUGCCGCGCGUGCUUUGUAAUCUUAUCUUCCUGGCAUUGGCUUCAGUACAUUUUUGUUCUGUUUCCUCUCAAUUUUGUUGCAUCAUUAGAAGUAACUUCCUUGACGUUACUGUCCUGUCGGAAAACCAGUUCCGUGCGAACUCGGCGUCCAGGGUAGAGUCGGACACGUUCCCCCGUUCUUGCCUCACCUU